Molecule: messenger RNA, 3616 nt
Organism: Aphidius gifuensis
Lineage: Eukaryota; Metazoa; Arthropoda; Insecta; Hymenoptera; Braconidae
Exons: 11
Coding region: 1522-3492 (656 amino acids)
Source: RefSeq, a predicted model, not a curated record
UGGUACUACUAGUAAACUUAACAAACGUGUUGGAGAAAAAUAAAUAGGAUGUACGAGUGUUAUUGUUGACAAGUGCAACAACAAAAUAAUGUGAAAACAAUAAUUUAUAACCCAUCAUCAUUUAAUAGACGUUAUCAAAUAGUCCUAAAAGAAAAAAAAAAUCGUGUGCUUGUGAUAAAUAUGAUCAUAUAUGUGAUACAAUGUAAUAUUGACUGAAGUGAAAUGGAAAAUUUAGGUGAAGCUUAAAAUGUUUAACAAAAUGUACCUUCUGCUUAGUCAACAGAUCAAGCUGUUGUAUGAAUAAUUGAAAUUUAUCCUCAUUUAUAUUUUUGGAGUACAAAGUAACAACAAUAAUUCAAGACCAUUCAUUGCUUUGACUGGCACUGGAUCAAGUAUCUACUUUCAACACCAACGUGCUGCUUUUGGGUCUGAUGCAGCAUGGCUAUUUAUUUAUACAAAACUAGCUUCCUGAUGCUUCCAACAGGAAGUGCAAUGACUCAAAUGUCAAACUCUACCAAGGUGUACUGUUGAAAAUGAAGUAACAAGAUACUUUGUAUAGAUAAUACAAAUGUCAAUUCACUUGUUAUAGAAGCAAUGACUUUAGAAAAAUUUAAAUCACAAUCAACAAGCUCUUGAUGAUUAUAAACUUGUUCUGGGAUUGGAAUCACCAAAUCAUACCAUUGAAUAUGUGACUCAUGCACCAGAGUUACAACUCGUGGUCUUGCUUAUUAUAUUAAUUAUCAUCUUGACCAAAGUCUAACAAUACAAACACAUGUCACAGCAUCAUCAGUUAAUAAUUUAGAAAAAAAAUCGUCAUCUGGAGCUGAUCAAACGUGUUACCAUAACUUAGAUGGCUUUUGGGUUCGCAUGGACUAAAAUAUUUCAGCUCCAUUUUCAUUCACGUUCUCCAACUGGUUCAUGUUUGACUUGGUGCUUUAUAAAUCCAUCAACAAAUAUGAGAAAUAUAUUUCUAGAAGCUAGCAGUGUUAUUUGUUGAUUUGAGUUAAUCAAAAUUUAAACAAUACACAUCUUCAUUCCGUUUUUAUAUCUAAAUAAAAAAAAAAUUAUCACAUUGGUACACGUAGUUUUUACCAUCCAACGCAAAUUUAUUUUAGAUAACUAAAACAUGAUGAUAACAAUUAAAAAAUAGAUAAACACAAUGUAUGUCAUCGUCAGAUAAAACUAUAAAUUAGCCAUAAAAUUAAUGUACACAUUCCCAGUUUUAAAAAAGUCUUAUUUUUUAUUUGACAAAAUGUUGUGAUGCUUCAAUCUCAUCCAUGUCAACCAAAAUAAAUAUUUGUUGUUCCUAUUUUUUUUUUAAAUUAAAUGACACGUAUUUUCAGUUUAUAUAUACUCCAACAGUGUCAAAAAAAAUACAGUCUUUUUUUUUUUUUCUAAUUAUUAACUGUCUCAAUAGAAUAUUCAAAAUAAAAUUAUUUCACAAAAUAUACUGAGCUACAUGUAUAAGCUAUUAAUUUUUUUGCAUUAAUGAUUGAAAUUUUGUAAAUAUAAUUGAUAAAAAUGCUUGGUAAAUAUUUUUUUUGUGUAUUAAUAUUACUAUCAAUGAUGAAAAUAGUAAUUUCAUCAUCAAUAGCUACUGAAGCAAUCAACGUGAUUAACAUUAUUUCCAAUAUAUCAGCAAAAGCAAUUGCUAAUAAAAACGAUACAUUGAGAUACCAACAACUUUAUUCAAUAUGGAAUACAAUUGAUAAAUUUGAAUCGAACUUUUACAAAAGAAAUAACAAUAUGGAAAAUAUUCUACAAAUAAAACAAUACGUAGAUACAUUACACACAACAAAAAUUGAAAGUAUUUUUUCCAGAAUUCAAUUUUUACAUGAAAUGAGUGAACGAUGGUCUAGAUUAUUGAAAAGUAAAAAAAGAUUAGAUAUUAAUCUUCAAACAAGUGAAAUAAUAUCUGAUGGUGUCGAGUAUCCAAAAUCAUUAGUAGCACAACUACACAAUACUUUUUUUUUGCGAUUAAAUCAAGGAUUUUUAAAUAAAAAUUAUCAAUCACUUCAGGAAGAGACGGUAUUUCAGUGUGACAUGAAUAUUACCCAACAACAUGAUUUAUAUUCACUUUACAAUGAUAUUAUAUUUCGGGAGAUUCAAGUUUUUGCAAUAUUAGCAUUUUCAUAUACGUGGAGAUCCAUGCAUGUUUCUUUUGAUUAUACUGAUGAAAUGACAGUUGAAAUGGAUGAAUCAAAAAAUAGAAUUAUAGAAUAUACAGAAUUAUUUAAAUAUCAAAUGAAAAGUGCUACAAAUAUUAUUCGUCGAUGUGAUCCACUUGGAAAACAAGAAAAAGGUAAAACAUAUGAGGCAUUUGAUAAACUUUUCUACGCUUUUGUAGUAAAUCAAAAAAAUUUAGAACCGCAAGAUAAUGUAAUGUGUGAAACAAGCUGUAAUGGAUUUAAAAAUACUAAACGGUUUUGUGAAUUACAAGGUACUGAUUGCUCUGUUAACAAUCAUGAUUAUGAUGAUACUUGUCCUGGUUGGAUGGCUCAUUGUGUAUCCACUUUGUCCAUGGAAGUUUGUCGAAAAGAUCCAGAUGAUCGUUCAAGUACAAAGCUUUAUCAUUGGAUUAAAGAUACACACCAUGGCUUUAAUUUCGGCAACACAUCUCGUAAAUGCUUUUCAAAUGAAAUACUAGAAGCAAAAAAACUUAAUUGGUUUAAUCCUUGGUCAAGUGUUUGUGAAAUUUGUGUGUGUGGUUGCAUGGAUAAUCGUAUUCACGCUAAAACCAAUACAAUUCGUGCUUUCAGUUUGCUAUGGUCUGAAACGAGUUAUAACAUGGUUGCAACUGGUGCACGACUUGUUGCACGAGAUCGAAUGUUUCACAUUCAGCUUCGAGAGGGAAAACUUUUGCCUUAUGGAAAAAUUGAUAAAAAUACUGAGAGAUGGAUACCACUUCCAAAAUUUGAGUACGAUGAUAAUUUUCCUGCCAUUGCAAUUUACUCAAAUGGAACGCGAUAUUCGUUGGAACGAACAAUAGAUUUUGCUCCAAUACAAACAGCUUACAUGGAUAAAAUAUGUUUACAAAAAUUGAUUCUUAAUGAAGGCCAGUUAUUGAGUGGUGCUAGAUUCAAUCUUGAUUAUUUGGAAAAUGACUCACCACAACGUUGUGUUGCACUUGAUGUAAAAUAUGGCAGUUUUGAAUAUCAAUAUGGAAACAUUACUGCAAGCACAAAUUAUACAAAACAAUUACCCCAACCAACUGAAUUGAUUUUAAAUAGUCCAGAUGAUCCACUUAAAUUUAAAAGACACCCUUAUGAUUCUGAGGAAAAUAAAUUUAUUUCUAUUCAAGAAUCAGAUAUGGUUAAAGAUGCAUCACAAACAACUAUUCCAUUUUUUGAUCUUCAAAAUGUUGCUACUGAUCCAAGUGUACCACUUUCUGGAAUUGAAUUAUUUCACAAAGGACAAGUUGAUGGUACAUCUGGUGGAUAUAUUUCAUUAAAAAUUUAUCCAUUAAAUUUAACUGUGUAUAUGGAUCCAUAAUCAUUCUCAUAUUAAAAUUAAAAAUAUUUAAAAAUCCAUCAAAUUAUUGACACAAUAAUUUUGCGUUGAAAAAUAAAUUUAUUCAGCUCUUAAAAUUUAUAAUAUUAUGGUGUUCACAAUUUUA